Molecule: messenger RNA, 1228 nt
Organism: Polychytrium aggregatum
Lineage: Eukaryota; Fungi; Chytridiomycota; Chytridiomycetes; Polychytriales
Exons: 1
Coding region: 201-1088 (295 amino acids)
Source: RefSeq, a predicted model, not a curated record
CAGAUUGCUGGCUCGUGUGGCUGUGGUUGGGCUGUGGUCGAGACUGUGGCCAGGACAGGGCCGCGGCCGAGACCGCCAGCCAGCAAGUCGACGGAGCAAGUCUCGUUCGGCACAUGCUCGGCUGGGCAAUGUUGCUUUGCUGAGCGUGGCCCAGCACGGUCCGGCAUGGCUCGAGAUCGGCUCACAUUCGACGGCAUUCGAUGGCAUUGGUUUGCAUUCGGUGGCAUUGGCUUGCAUUGCGCCGCGUAGCAUCACAUCACAUCACAUUGCAUCACAUCGUAUUGCAUUGCAUCACAUCAUUUCAGGACGGAUGCGAUGGUGUGUGGCUGCGCCCUGCGCAACUUCAUGAAGGCCCACCCACUCGGCCCACACUCUUGGCAAACAUUCUUCGCCCACACUUUGCACUCUGCUCUCUACCCUUCGCACGUAUUCCUGCUUUGUAUCGCAGGACAGCGGCUAUUCCCCGUGCUCCCUUCCUUCACAUCCCUUCCCUCCGUAUUCUGUCGCCUCGUUUCCCGCCCGCGACUUUACAGUCCCUCGAUAUCAAAUGCCAUGCCAUGCCAUGCCAUGCCAUGCCAUGUCCUGUCCUGCCAUGUCCUGUCCUGCCACGUCCUGCCAUAUCCUAUCCUGUCGAGUUCGCGCGCCGAGCCCAGCUGCGGGGCCGGCUUGCUACGGCGUCUGCAUCCUGCACCCUCCUGAGAUGCCAGCCCUGGUUCGACACCAAUACCAUUGACGCUGACGCUCUUGAUUCCAUUCACUUCGCUUCCGCUUCCCCAUAUCCCACAUCCUCACGUCCCCACAUCCCCACAUCCCCACAUCCCCACGUCCCCACAUCCCCACAUUCCCACAUCCACAUUACCGCACGCUCGCCGUCUAUCCUCGCAGGCCUCACCAACUCGCCCAGCAAGUGGCCAACUUUGUCCUCUUUGUCGAGCUCUGGUCGACCGACGAGCAGGAAAACCGCUCGCUCGUUCAAUACCACUCCCAGUCCGACCGUGCGCAUCUGCGGUUCCCACACGAGGCCCGUUUCGAGCAAUCCGGAGGCAGCGGCAGUAGCAGCAGCAGCAGCAACUCCAAGCGACCUCUGACAUCACAAGUGCGCACGCUGUGCGGCAAGUGUGUCGCCCAUAGCGAGUUCCUGAUCAACGAAAUGGGAGAGGAGGUGGUCCUCUUCAUCUUCCCAGAGAUCAACAUCCGCGUCAAGGGCGACUACAAGCUCAAGUUUGUG